Molecule: messenger RNA, 1031 nt
Organism: Rhodamnia argentea
Lineage: Eukaryota; Viridiplantae; Streptophyta; Magnoliopsida; Myrtales; Myrtaceae
Product: L10-interacting MYB domain-containing protein-like
Exons: 2
Coding region: 59-973 (304 amino acids)
Source: RefSeq, a predicted model, not a curated record
UAAAAAUCUAUCUAAUUUAUUUGCAUCUCUCAAAUGUUUGUCUUUAUUUUACUAGAAGAUGGCAAGUUCAUCAAAGGAAAAGGCAUAUUGGGGCCUAGAAGAUGUAGAAACUUUUUGUAAGUUGUGCAUUGAACAAAUUGAAAUAGGCAAUCGCCCUGCAAGCAAUAAAAGGGAUGGAUGGACAGUUGUAAUUAACAAGUUUGAGGAGCUGAGAGGCAAAAAGUAUGACAAAAAUCAAAUGAAGAGUAAGUGGGACAAUCUUAAGGAAGAAUACAAAAGAUGGAGGAAAUUGCUUAUCAAUGAAACAGGACUAGAAUGGGAUGCAAGGAAGAAGACCAUAGAUGCAAAUGAUGAAUGGUGGGAGAGGAAAAUUAAGGAGGAUCAUAAGUUUAAGGCUUUUCGAACGAAAGGUAUACAUCCAGAUCUUGAAGUAUUAUUGGAUAGAAUGUUCAGGGGAACAGUUGCCACUGGAAGUGUCACAUGGAAUCCUACACAAGGUUUAGUCAAUAAUGAGGAGAUUGGGGCCUCACAAGCCGAUAUGGGUGAUGGUGCUGGAUCUACUAAUGAUAAUUUAGAGGAUAAUGCAUGUGAAGAUAAUGCGGAUGAAGAUAUUGCUCGACCAAGUCCAAGUAAGAGCAAUAAAAGAGCAGCGCACAGGCAAGUUGGAGGAAAGAAAGGAAAAAAGUUGACUAGACUUGCUAAGUUAGCAUCACAAAUUGAUAGACUUUGCUCAUUUGUUGAAAGUAGGAGUAGUGUAUCAUCUAUUGCAAGGGAGUUUGAUCCUUACAAGGAAAUUAUGCAAACAUUGAAGGCCAUACCCGAGAUUAAGCAAGAUCGAAAGUUGUACUUUUUUGCACUCUCACACUUUUUUGAAAAGAAAGACAAUCGGCAAAUCUUCAUGAACUUGGAUGGAGAUGAAGAAAAAGUGGAGUGGCUCAAGUUCAAGUUGGAAGAGCACAAUAGUCGUCAUUAGGAUGUUAGCUACUUGUUUGAACUCUUUUAUAUUCUAUUUUAUUGUAAUGUGAGACUUA